Messenger RNA from Cucurbita pepo subsp. pepo (vegetable marrow), 1356 nucleotides. Its product is annotated as RING/U-box superfamily protein. Gene Ontology annotation, molecular function: zinc ion binding; ubiquitin-protein transferase activity. Gene Ontology annotation, biological process: protein ubiquitination. Lineage: Eukaryota; Viridiplantae; Streptophyta; Magnoliopsida; Cucurbitales; Cucurbitaceae. The record is from RefSeq and is a predicted model, not a curated record.
UGUGCUGCUGAAGAGUAAAGAUUAGAGCACACAUGAGAACAGACUUCAUGAUAUAGGUAGCUGUUUAGGAGUUAGGAGUAAAGUUAGCAUUAGGGUGCUGUAAUAUAACUUCUAUUCUUGUAGCUAAGCCAUGACUGAUGUAUUUUAAUGAACAUAGAUAUCUAAUUUACCAUUUUUCAUUGUAUAAAAAUACAUGAUGAUCCAGCAAAACUACUUCAUAUGCAUUCCAAAACAGAGGAAAAACAGAGGAAAACAGAGGAAAAUACGAAUCAUUGAAUCAAUCCGACUAUUUAGAAUUGUAUUAAAUAUAAAUUUGAACGUAUAAUCAUUAAUCGUCUGAGUAUUGGUUGAAAACGAAGGGGAAGAAUCGAACAGUCACCUUGGACUCUGUUUAAUCUGCAUUGGAAAUCGUCUGAAUAUUUUGUUGAAUUCUCCCUUUAAAUCGUUUUCAAUUUCACUUCCCACUCCAAAAGGCACCUCUAAUGGCAGCCGAGUCAUAAUCAAACCACGGCUCUUCCCUCUCCGUCGACGAUAUAUACUUCUCUGCCCUUCACGAACACCAAUCCGUCUUCCCAAUCUCCGACGAAAUCUUCGCCGAAGAGUUACAGCUUCAGGAAUCAAUCGCUUCCUCCUUAUUCACUUCAACAAUAAUGUCCAAUAAACCAUCACCCAACCCCGAAUCUUCUGGUUCUGAAACCCUAUGCACAAUCUGCACCGGCACCAAAUCCGCCUCCGAAAUGUUCACAUCCACCGGCUGUUCCCAUACAUUCUGCGCCGAUUGCAUCUCUAAACACAUAGCCGCAAGGCUCGAGGAUUCCAUGGCGGUGAAAUGCCCAGAGCCAAAAUGCGCGGCGGUGCUGGAACCGGAAAUGUGCGAUUCGUUCGUUCCGAAAGAGGUGUUGGAGAGAUGGGGAGAUGCUCUGUUGAAGGCAAUGCUUCUGAAGUGGAAGAUGGUGUACUGUCCAUUCAAAGACUGCUUGGCAGGGAUGGUGGACAAGGAAGAUAGGGAGGCGGUCGAAUGCCCUAAAUGUUGGAGAAUGUUCUGCGCAAAGUGUGGAGUGGGAUGGCAUGGGGACAUGAACUGCACGGAGUUUCAGAGAUUGCUUAAGAACGGAGGAGUAGACAGAGAGGAGGUGAUGACAAUGAAACUGGCGGAUGAACGCAAAUGGAAGCGAUGCCCUCAUUGCAAGAUAUUAGUCGAGAAGAUCGAAGGUUGCCUCCAUAUUACCUGCAGGUGCGGAUCGGAAUUUUGCUACAGCUGUGGAGCUAAGUGGAAUGGCCACCAUGCAUGUCCGCCCCCAGCUUAUGAACGUACGGUCUAUCGUCGUUGACUUGCACCCGCCGGUCGUCCUUAAU